AUGGCAUUGAUGCAUCCUUGUCUGUUGAUACUCGUGGCCCUGCCGGUCACUUUUUCUAAAUGGGAAGACUACAUCACCGGCAAAGGCGGUAUUAAAUGGCUGCCUAACUGUGAAUUUCCAGGUUUCGAUAUCGUCCAGAAAGAAAUGACGCAGGAAAAAUGCGGUCAGUUUUGCAUAGCCACCACUCACACCAACGGAUGUAAUGCCUUUAGCUGGCAGAGCGGAUGGUGUUACUUAAAGAAAAUACCGGGCCAUUCGCUUAGUCGCCAACCGACAACCCGGGGCAGUUGUGGAGUCCUUCCUUGGGAAUUCGAGGAUGGAGACCCAUUGGACACAGGCCAAGAUUCGUCUGGAAUCAAAUCGAACAUUACCGAUCAGCCGAGGCAGAUCCAAUGUGCGUACAUCAAGAACGUUGGUUUCGAUGAGUAUCUCUUUGCUGCUGACGACACUUAUGACGAAAAUAGCCGCCCUGUUUUUACGUGGAGAAGCAAGAGAGAAGGUCAUCCUCGGGAUUGGAGUUCCACACAAGGAUUAUGGAUCCUAGAAGAAGGAAGCCCAAAAAAUGUGUACUCUAUUAAAAAUGCCUAUCGUCAAGAAUUGCUCUAUGCUUCUGAUUGCCGUUUCGCGCAAUAUGAACGUCAAGUGUUCACCUGGAGGAAUCCAACUCGGUACGAUCACGGUCAUCUCCAUUGGCAACUGGAGGCUGCGUCUGUUAACACUUUCUACAUCAAAAAUCGAAUGUUUGACGAGUACCUCUACGCGGUUGAAGAUGCUUUGAGUUUCGAUCCAGUUCGACGGAAAGUACACACCUGGACUCAAUCACGAGACGUUAGCGCCUGGGCCGGAGUAGGCAGUUGGGUAGUGGAAACAACUAUGUGUCCAAAUUGACUUGCGAUUCCCAAUUUCUUUGUAUUGUUGUGUUCCAUAAAUGACGAUUCUUUUAAUCUCUUA
Messenger RNA from Daphnia magna, 951 nucleotides. RefSeq lists its product as uncharacterized. Lineage: Eukaryota; Metazoa; Arthropoda; Branchiopoda; Diplostraca; Daphniidae. The transcript has a single exon. The record is from RefSeq and is a predicted model, not a curated record. The coding region runs from base 1 to 888 and encodes 295 amino acids.